This is a messenger RNA of Zingiber officinale, 3401 nucleotides long. RefSeq names its product putative disease resistance protein RGA4. Gene Ontology annotation, molecular function: protein binding; ADP binding. The record is from RefSeq and is a predicted model, not a curated record. The coding region runs from base 141 to 3131 and encodes 996 amino acids. Lineage: Eukaryota; Viridiplantae; Streptophyta; Magnoliopsida; Zingiberales; Zingiberaceae. The transcript is spliced from 3 exons.
GAGUCAACAUUGUGCAUCCGUACGUCCAAAGCAGAUAGCUAAAUAUCUAUGGCAACGGCAUCGAAAUUGAGGCACGUAUUGAUGAAGAUCCUGCCAGCGCCAGAGAUGGGAAAACAUUUCACAUCUCAAAUCACUUGGACAUGAUUCGGAACAGCCUUUGGACCAUCAAUUCCUUCCUCUUGGAUGCUACUCUAAGUGUGGUUGAGCAGCCUGAUGUGGCAGAGUGGAUGAAGGAUGUGGGUGUGGCCGUUGAGGAUGUCGACAGCCUACUCAAGAGGAUCUUGGACUAUUGGGAACCGAGCGAAGAGGACAAAGUAGAAAACAGGAGGUUGAUGAUCAGCAACUUCCUUUCAAUGAGUAGCCGCCAAGCCAUCCUAGUAGAGCUCAAAGAUAUGGCUUGCAUGUUGAAUUACCUAGUGAAUAGAGGGGCUGCUUUAGGUCUCUGGGUGGAGAUGAUGGACUCCAUGGAUCCAACCCAUGAUGACUACUCUGCUAUUUUGAGCAAGGAGGUGAUUGGAAGAGAGGAAGACAUAGAUCAAAUCAUAGAGCUCCUUCAACAACAACAAUGUGACGAGGAUGGAAAUGCACCCUUCAUCAUUACCUUGGAAGGUACCAUGAAUGGGAAGACAACCCUGGCCCGCACAAUCUAUCAUCACCCUUGGGUGCACCGACAUUUCCAACAUCGGAUAUGGUUGGAUGCUCCUUUAUCUAUUAGAUCUAUUAGAGAUUUCAAGAGUAACGUGAUCGCCAAAGAAAUUGCAAAAUAUACCGGGAAGUCAUGUACAAACACGGAUUAUUGGCCACUUAUCAAUGAACAUUUUGGUGGAGAUAGAUACUUGCUCAUCUUGGAUGGCGUUCAAGUAAGUCAUCUUUUUGCAUACAAGUGGAAGGAAUUUAUGUUGAAGCUCCUUCAUUGUGGUGCACCGGGGAGCAAAGUCAUUCUAACUGGUGAUUGUUUUUAUGUGUUUGGAAUGGAAUUCUACAUCAAGAAUUACAAAUUAAACAUGCUGUCCGAAGAUACAGGGGCAAGAAUAUUAUUAAGGUAUUCAACAUUUGUCCAUCCAAUUGAAGCUAAUAGCAAUCACAAAGAGAAGGCUUCUCCUGCUGUUACUGAUAUGCAAAUUCCACUUAAAUAUCCUCUAUUGGUAAAGGGUUUAGGACUCAUAUAUAGGCGGAUAAACACGAGACUAGAUAAGGAGAUUUUAAGCCGAUAUGACCUUGAUACUUUAUUAAAGUAUUAUUCUUGGCCAAUUGAGAGAGAACGAUAUUUUCAAUACCAGGAAUUGUUUGGAAGAUAUUCAAAUCAAUGUUCUGAUGAAGAUCUAUUCGAAAUAUUGGUUGCAGAAGGCACUCUAAGAUAUAAUUGGAUGAAGAACACUGAAUACGACGUGCCAUUCAACUUCAAGACAGAUCCAUGCUUUUUCAGAAUGAAGGCUUGGGAAGGUUCUAGGAUACCAUUACAAUGCCGCCAUUUAUAUCUACCUAUCCAUUCGAAGAACAUUUCAAAAAUUAAAAAAGUCAUUGAAAAGGCUGGAGUAGCCGACCGGCUGAGAACUUUGAUUUUGCACAUGAAAGAGAAAAAAGAACAAAUUUAUCAAUAUCAGACAGUAUCAAAGAUACUUGAAAGUAUGUUUGUAAAUCUCAAACAUUUAUGUACGUUACAUAUGGGAGGUAUCAUGAUUCAAUACCUCCCUAGUUCGGUUGGCACAUUGCAUUGCUUGAGGUACCUCAACCUUGCUGAGAACAAGAUAGAAACACUGCCAGAAUCCCUCUGCAACCUCGGUAAUUUGUGUGUUCUAAAUUUAUCUAGUUGCAAAAAGCUUAAGGAGCUUCCAAGACAAAUCCACAAGCUUAGAAAAUUACAGAUUUUGAAACUGUCAAGCUGCCUAAGGAUUCAAAAGUUGCCGGAGUCAAUCACUUGGCUUGUGAAUUUGAAAGAGUUAGAUGUUGGAGAUUGUUGUUAUCUUUCAAAGUUGCCGGAUGACUUGUGCAGCAUGAAGAACUUGAUGCAGCUUGAGAUGCAUGGAUGUGCAUCAUUGACUAGAAUGCCUAUCGGAAUUAGGCAAUUGACAAAUUUGGAAGUGCUGCGGGGAUAUGAUGCUAUCGAUGGUCUUGGAAAUGUCAUGCUAUCAGAGUUGCAAACUCUUACAAAUCUUGAGUCCCUGCAUAUACGACACCUUGAAAGAUUAGAAUUAGCCGAAGAAAAGAAUAUCACUCCACCUACAAAUUUACUGGAAAAUCAAUGUCUAAAUGAGUUGACGUUGCAUUGGGAAUGGUGGAAUGAUAUGGUUGCUGAAGGAACUUUGGAGCCCACAAUGCAGCUGACCCAAGGCUUCCAACAUAACCUACGAGACUUGAUUGUCUUGAAGAUGGUUUCAUACAUGAGCGACAAAUUCCCAAGUUGGCUGAUGAUAGCCGACAGAGAUUCUCUUCUCAAUAAUUUGACUACAGUUCAUCUUAUUAAUCUCCGGAGGUGUGAGAGACUACCACCACUUGGACAUUUACGUAACCUUAAGGAGGUUGCAAUCAGUGGUUUUGAUUCAGUCAAAGUAGUAGAUGAAACAUUCUACGGGGAAGAUCACAAUUCUGUAUUUUUGCAUUUGAGGAGACUCACAUUCUCUGAAAUGCCUAGGUUAGAGAAAUGGGUGGGCUUGAAGCACACACAUUCCCGACUUCUUUUUAGGAGCCUUAAGGAAUUGACCCUAAUUCAGUGCCCAAAGCUCAAGGAAUUUCAUAUGCGAUUUCCAGAAUCACUUUCGUUGAAACUCUUGCUGAGCAAUGAGAUGCUAAUGCCUAUUUCUAAAUUUGUUGGUUGGCAGAACCUUCGGCAAGUCAAUAUGUUGCAGAUAUUUGGGUGCCAAGAAUUGAGGAAUCUACCGGAUGGUUUGAGGAUGAUCCCCAACCUAGAGACAUUGGAAAUAAUAAAUUGCAACAAAUUGGAGGCUUUGCCAAUUUGGCUCAAAAAGUCGCGUUUGAAGUCCUUGUUCCUAUCUGGUUGCCCUGCGCUAUCAUUCAUUCCCGAGGAAUUGAAAUUCAUGGAACGACUAACAAAUCUAUAUGUCGAAGCUUGUCCCAAGCUGCAGAGGCAGAGCCAAUUAUCGGAGUUGUGCAGGUGCAGUGGCGAUUUUUGAUCAAUGUGUCCCUCCACAUAUGAGAUUCGCAUUAAACUAUUGUUCUUCUUUUCUAGUUUUAAUUUGUCUUUAUUCUAUGUUAAAACCUGUACCAGUGUACCUAUUGGUAAUUAGACAUGUAGGAAUAGUUUGAUUUUUUUUUAAUAUAUAUUAUGUGGAUGUAUUUAGCUAAACUUCUCGUCACGGUGUGUCCUUGUCGGAUUAAGAGGGACAUACAAGGCUCAUCCAAAUGAGAGGACCUAAAUGUUCAAUCUCAACCAUUUAAUUUAA